Messenger RNA from Strongylocentrotus purpuratus (purple sea urchin), 3592 nucleotides. Its product is annotated as integrin alpha-9. Lineage: Eukaryota; Metazoa; Echinodermata; Echinoidea; Camarodonta; Strongylocentrotidae. The annotation marks the transcript as partial. Gene Ontology annotation, molecular function: integrin binding. Gene Ontology annotation, biological process: integrin-mediated signaling pathway; cell adhesion mediated by integrin; cell-cell adhesion. Gene Ontology annotation, cellular component: external side of plasma membrane; integrin complex. The record is from RefSeq and is a predicted model, not a curated record. The transcript is spliced from 23 exons.
CGCCAAACGUACACAGUGGUAGUGUGUGUGUAUGAGCAGAGUGGCACAACCGUGUGUGUAUCGCUGUGCAUAUUUCUCAGACCAUUUGACAAGUGUAUAGGAACCGAGACGCACCCCUAUACCGUUGUCAGGCUCUUGUUUCCCCGAACUUCUGGGGCCUCUUUAUGCGUUGACGUCGCGAGGAUUUUUCUCCAUCGCAUCGCAGUGAAGGAGUGCUUUGUGAGCUUGUUUUCUGGUCUAAAUCAGGAAUAAUGCAGUUUUGGCCUUGAUUUCUGCUCUAUCUGUGAGGUAAAUCUUGGACUGUGGUUUUCGUCACAAGGGGCUGCUGUUUCACAAACAUUUGAGCAUUUUCAGCGCUUUGGAUAAGGGAUAUUAACAGUGUUUGAAGCCAAGUCACGAAUAGCCGAUUGCAAUCGGAUUUUGCACGAAACAUCAUAACUUUUUUGAAUUUGGAAGUAUCAUACAGCAUAAGUAGUCGGGGGAUAACUAAGAAAAUUCAUAUUUCUAACCGGGAAUCACCUUUGGAAUAGCCAUGGAAAAUAUACGGACAAUACUGAAGCUUGUGACUGGACUGUCUGUGCUCCUGAUGUGGAGCUUGGACCUAGCCUCGUGUUUUAACGUGGAUCAAAGCUUACCUGUGGUCUACACGAGACCGGGUGGAUCAUACUUUGGGUUCUCUGUCUUGCUUCAUGAAAACCUGCAAGGAAAAUGGGUCCUGGUAGGUGCGCCCAAGUCCAAUUCUCAAUACCAGCCUUCCAUACAGAGACCAGGGGCUAUCUUCAAGUGCAACAUUCCAAUGAUACAAGGUCAAAGGCCAAUAUGUGUCGAGGUCAAACUAGAUGACAGAGGAAAUGAGCGAAGUGCCCCAAACGCCCGCCCUUAUUUCAAAGAUGCUAAAGAUAACCAAUGGUUAGGGGUAUCCCUCACCAGACAGAAGAACAUUGGAAGGACGGGGAAAGUCACGGCAUGCGCACAUAAAUGGUCAAAUGAGUUCUUCAAGAACACGGUCGAGGUGAUCCUCGUGAACGGGGCAUGUUACGAGAUCGACAGCGAGUUGGACUUCACGUCGGUAAACAAGACCAGGCCCUGUAUGCACGAGGUACAGAUAAAAGCCGAUAGCCAGGGCAAAGGGAUUGCGUGGCACGGCUGGUGCCAGGCUGGCUUCAGUGCGACCUACUCCAUGGACGGCAGCACUCUCAUCUUAGGGGCGGUCGGCUCAUUGGCAUGGAGGGGAAGUGUUGUUUCAAUCUCAUCUAGCGGAACCACCGUGGCUGAUGUUACACACUGGUAUCCUCCAGGGGACAAGGAUGAAAGCUAUGUUGGUUAUGCAGUUAGCUCCGGCCAUUUUGUAUCACCCACAUCGAUGGAGGGGGUGACAGGGGCACCAAGGGCAUAUGAGAAGGGGCACGUUUACAUCUAUAAUCUACAAAAUUUUCAACUCAUCUCCAGCAUCAAAGGGGAAUCUAUGAACACCUACUUUGGAGCUGCCGUUUUAGGUAUGGAUAUCAAUCAUGAUGGGUUGACAGACUUGCUGGUUGGGGCACCACAGUACUCACAGAACCAAGACGAAGGCAGAGUCUACAUCUUUAUCAACGAUGGAAAUGCUAUUAUGAGAAAAGUGGAUGUCAAACUAAUGGGCAGUAAUUCUGUUGGGGCUCGCUUUGGAACUGUAAUCGAGUCAGUGGGAGACCUGAAUGGAGAUGGGUACGAAGACGUGGCCAUCGGAGCACCGUACGAAGACUACAGCAGGGGGGCCGUCUACAUCUAUCUCGGUGGAGAGCAUCAUCUCAGGAAACCAUAUAGUCAGAGGUUGCUUGGAUCAACCAACAUGGUUUCAUUUGGUUACUCUAUCUCUGGAGGAAUGGACAUGGACAACAACGGCUAUCCAGACAUUGUCGUCGGCGCUUACGAGAAUGAUACUGCUGCCCUCUUUUUGAGUCGACCUGUCAUCGAGAUGGAAGCUUUCCUUACGCUGACACCAACCCUGAUCAACACCAACCUUGCAGAAUGUAUGCUCAAUGGAAGACCCGCCACCUGUCUUCACCUCACAGCCUGCGUCAAAUAUACCGGAGCCUCUGUACCAUACACAAUAGGUAUGGACCAUGUGUUGGAGGUGGACUACUACAAGAUUGCUACUGGACUUCCAUCAAGAGUCACCUUUGCUAAAGACGGGGUCAUCCUGGGGCCAAGGGUUGUGCGCAAUAUUCAGCUGAUCAAAGGUCAACAGACUUGCCAUGACAUUGAUGCCUAUUUCAAGAGAGACAUGAAGGACUUCCUGAGCCCUGUUCCAUUCCGCCUCUCCCACCAGCUGCGGACUGAAGGGGGUGCUCGUUAUGUAACGUUAUGUAACAGGUUGUGCCCCACCAUCAGCCCCUACUCAGAUAACACUGUGGUACAAGAGGCAAUUUUUACGCACAAUUGUGGCAAUGACUCUACUUGUGUGACAGACCUAAAACUAGAAGCAGAUAUCAUCAUCCCAAGAGGCACCAAGUACCUCCCGCUUGGAUCAGCAGAUAAUAUCUAUGUGAUGGUGGAUCUCAUCAACGAAGGGGAGGAAGCUCAUCAAGCACAGGUCCUCAUCGAACACCCCAUCGGGAUCACCUUCGUCAGGGUGGAGAGUAACAGGCAACAAGAAGCAAUUGUUCUAUGCUUACCGCUGACACCCAAUAACGACACUGCAUCGGUUCUCUGUGAUGUGGAUAACCCAAUGAAAGCCAACUCAAGAAGCAGCUUUAGGGUGAAAUUGUCGGUCCCCACAGCUCAUGCCAACAGCCGAAGCAUCGAUAUUGUGGUCCAGGCCUCGACGUCGAGCACAGAAUAUAAUCACACUCUCUAUAACAACAUAAAAAGGAUCCGGGUACCUAUCAGGAUAGAAGCAGACAUCACAAUAUCAGGGGUAACGAGACCAAACAGUGUGCUGUACGGGCAGCCAGCAUCCAACAGCACAAACAGCCAGGAUCCUUCCGUCAACGAGUCUCAAAUGGAUGAGACCCUUCCCCUCAUACCAUCGGAGAUCAAUAAAGUCAAUCUUGACAAGCACAUUGGACCGGCAUUCAAACACAUCUAUGAUGCUCGGAAUCUAGGACCCAGCAACCUUCCCUUCAUGGCCUCCGUCAAUAUCACAAUUCCUUGGAAGACAAAAAAUGGAGACAUGCUCAUCUAUUUCUCAAAUAUUGCAUUAAAAGGGACCGGUGUUUGCGAGACCCAAUCAUUAAUGGAAGAACAGAGUAGACUACUCCAGAAAAUGCUUGUAAAGAGGAACAAGACAAGUUCACAUGCAGAACAAAAUCAACCGCAAGCAUCAACACUUUUCGGAUCAAAUAAAAACAGACAACUGAAUUGUAUGAAUAGCGAGUGUGCAUUGAUUCCAUGCCUUGUAGAUAAUUUAGAAUCAGGAGGCGGAGCAGUUGUUGAAAUUAAUAUGAGAAUAUUUGAAGACACAUUUUUAAAGGGAGAUUUUGGUAAAAUAGAGCUUCUUGCAGAGGGUGUUAUAGGAGUAGAAGAUCCUCUCAGAAGACAUAUACAACCGCAGUCUGGCAGGCCUGACAGGGUAGAAGUGAGUCACCAUAAUGAGAAUGAUGAUAAUCAUGAU